This is a messenger RNA of Mya arenaria, 13324 nucleotides long. RefSeq lists its product as uncharacterized. Gene Ontology annotation, molecular function: protein serine/threonine kinase activity; ATP binding. Gene Ontology annotation, biological process: protein phosphorylation. The record is from RefSeq and is a predicted model, not a curated record. The transcript has 21 exons. NCBI's taxonomy places the organism in Eukaryota, Metazoa, Mollusca, Bivalvia, Myida, Myidae. Bases 237 to 8339 code for a protein of 2700 amino acids. Gene Ontology annotation, cellular component: cytoplasm.
AGGUGUUUUAUUCAUUUCUUUUGUGAUUAUAUACAUCUGAUUAUCAUAAUGGGAUUUAAUAAUAAUUGAUAUCAAUUUAAUGGCAUGUACUCGAUUUCCACGAAACCAUUGCACAAUUUGGGAUUGGUGAGCUGGAAUUGGCUUCCUGGACAACACUUACGUGCUGUGUUUUCACUUGGGCUGGAUUGCCAGUUUUUGAUUGCUGAUUUUAUGGGGUAAAGUACCACAUUGUCAAAAUGGAAAGUAGCGGCGCAAAGGACGGAGAUUCUGAUUACGGAGGGACAGAUGAGGUUAGAGCUGAAUUAGAGCGCACUUUUUCAUUUGAUGGCCCUUUGAUUAGUGUUUUUGAAUCAUUGGCCAGGCAAAACUCAGUAACGGUUGAUGGUGAGGAUGAUUUGCCAGAAGGUUUAGUGAACAAGAAGCAUAGCUUUCAGCGAUUUAAAAGUUACAAUAGACAUGGGUGUCAACAGGGUGUUCGAUCCCUAAAUGGUAGAAAUUUUCAUAGACAGAUUGAAGUGAAAGAUUUGAUACCGGUUCCGCAGAGAGCUACAUGUAGGUCGCUGUACGCGUCAACUAAGGCAAGAAAGACUAAAAAACUGAAAUCUGUGGAAGGAAUAUCAACUGGAGUGGGUUUCAACUCUGAUGGAGUAAAUGAAGUUAUCAUUAUUGACACAGACAUGAAGGACACUGCAGAAAAGCAAUGUAAGAAAGGCUGGAAAAGGUCAUCAUCCUGUGUGGAUAGAAAUAGAAAGAGACAGCGUGAAAACAAGGUUGGAUCCAAAAACCACAAUGGGGGGACGUCAAAAUCAAUGCCAUUUUUGAAAUCCAAGAUGGAGCCAUUAUCCAGCAAUGUGCACUCUUCUAAAACUAUAAAGGAACAAUUAAAUGUCAGGAAGAUGAAAAGAGCCUUUCAGACAAUAACUGAAAAAGAACAGUUAAAACAUUCAGAGAAAUUUGACGCUGAUAAAGAUGUUUCAGAAGAAUUUCAUGAUGAAAAAGGUGUACUGGAAAGCAAUGCAGAUAGCAACAAGGAGGCUGAAGAGAGUGGACAUGUUGAUGUGGUAUUGAAGGAUAGAAAGUACAGAGCCUUGUACGAACAAUACUUCCACUUUUCCACAGAUCAUGGGAAAGAUGAUACAGGUAGUUUGAAGAAGGAGAAAAAUGUCAGCAACAUGGAGAAACAUGGCAUGGAGAGUGAAAAUCAUGACAAGGGAUGUGGGGACAGGGAUACUCAAAUGUGGGAAAAUGUUGCUUACAUGUCCCAAGAUGCUGUCAACAGAAAGAUAAGGGAAAAUAUGAGAGGGAAGAGUUGCCCGACCGAUGAGAGUUUCACUCGUGAAGGACAUCAGACAGAGAGGAAAUGUGCAGAAAUUGACCCCCAGUACCAGGCUCCACAAACCGAAUACUCGCCUUACAUGACACCCCCAUCUGAGAAAUGUGAAAAACUGGUGGUAUCACCCAUACCAGAGAAAUGGAACGAUACAUUGGAGAAAGAGGGGCAUUCAGCAAACAAACUUGGAUCCGAGAAGCUCCAGGACAAUGUCCUGAUCGACAAUAGAUUGUUGGAAGACAGCCUAGAUGACAAUGUCGACUGUAACGUUCCUGCCUUACGCCCGGACGGUUGUUUUUCCGCCACAACUCCUGUGUCACAGUUCAUACGCCCCGCAGCCAUGGAAGGGGAGGAUGAUACUACCAACACUUGUAAUAGCAUUGACUCCAUUGAUGAUUGGGGGAAAGUGGACUCAGGAGAGUUGUUCGAAAGCACCGAGAUCUCUUUUGUCAGUUUCAUCAUAAGCAUCUUCAAGGGUUUACCUACUGGUUGUGAAUACAGAGAACGAGACGUCCACUAUAUUAAGAAUGCCAUUUGUGGAAUGGUUGAAGACAUUCAUUCACCUAAAAGCAAAAUUAACAAGCAGUUCCCAGAGAAGAGGAGUCGGAAAGAAGUUGACAUUUGUGCGAAAACUGAUGAAAGUAAAACACUUGUUUAUAUUCAAGCUGAAAGAGAUGAAUUAGAAAUGGACAAUAUCGGUAUGGAAAUGGAGAAAGCUGCUGUCGAUGAAUUACAGAAGGAACUUGAUAAAGGGGAUGAAGAUGCUGGAAAUUUGGAAACCGAUGAAUCUUGUCUUGUUGGUCUGGAAGUAGAUACUGCUGAUGAUAGGGAUGAGAUGGAUGAUUGUGCAACCCCAAGCAAUGCUGAUGAUGAAAAUUUAAGUGAAGAUGUUGAAUCCAGUGAAGAUAUUGAAAAUGAGGACCAAUUAAGUAAGGCUGAACAUGAUGUUAAUGGAAAAGAACUAGAAUUAUUAUCUGGUGAUUUAAAGGAAGAAUUACCUACUUAUGAUGAAUGCAACAGUGAAGUUAAAGAUACUGUUGAUGAAGAGAUCUGUUUUGAUAAAGAUGAACUCUGCGUGGACGGUGCAAUUGAGAAUGGAUUUGACAAUACUCUGAAAAACAAUUUUACGAUGAGGAAUGGUCAAAAAGAGGAUGAACACAUUAGUGACAUUGACAAUUGUACUGUUCACCAUGGGGAAAGUAAAGAUGAUUUUAAAACAAAGAUGGAAAUUCUUGAUGAAAACAAUAAAAAUGGUAACAAAGACCUGGGUUUCCAUGUCGAUGAAAUUGAAACAAAUUAUAACAAAAGUGAAGCAAAAGAGGUCAAGAGUGGCAGUGGUGAUACCAACUUAUAUGACUGUGAUGGUAUCUUGCCUAAACCAAAGAUGAAAAAGGAGACAUUGAAGUAUUGCGUCUGGAAAAUAAGGAAGAAAUUCAAGCAAGAAGAAGAGCACAUAAAACAGACAUUAAAAGGAAAUAUGAAUGUCAGAUUAAACAGAAGCCAAAAAAGGAAAGAAACAGACACAAGAAAGGGGAUGAUGAAAGUUGGAGGACCAGCCAGGAUGUACAUUAAAAGGCCAAGCCAAAGAUGGGAAAACAGACGUUCUACAGGAAAGGAGCCGAAAGUCCCGAACCCUUCAGGGGAUUUUUCAGAGGGACCCCGCAAAGGAAAACGCACCAAGAAGUUGCCCCUGUUUGGUGGUGCAGGCUGUGGCAGACAGUGUUCAAACAAUGGAGGAGGAGGAGGGAGUAAUAGUAGUGGAUCUGGCAAGCAGACUGGUUCACAACAGAAGAACAAAGAUGACAGUGGACAAGGAAACAAUGACAAAAACAACAAUGGAGGCACCAACAAUAACAACAACAACAGCAGUGGCAAAAACGCAGGAUCAGAUGGAUACCAGUCUGGCCACCACAGCCCCCUGGAGAUUGUGGAAUCAAACCUGCCUGCUAGGGAUUACAAGUUUUACAAGAAGAGAGAGCAUGGGCAGAUAAAUGAUGAAGACUUUGAGAUGUUCCUGGGAAACCUCAGCCAUGUAUGGGACACUGGCGGGCAUCUCUCACGAAUAAACAACCCAGAUGUAGCGAUGUGUGUUGCAUUCACUCUUCAGUUAAUCGAGGACCAAGAAGAAGAAACUGCUAACUGUACAGUGUGUCUAAUCCUUGACUCUAUGCUUCGACACUUUGCCAGUUGUAUAGUCAGUCCGACAUUCUCAACUGAAGGUACAAGGAGUUGCCAAAUGUGUCUACAGAUCUUCACCUUGAUUUGCAUUCACAUCAAUGACUGCAAUAAUAAUAAUCACUUUCAUGAGAAACUGAAUGAGACCACCUUGGACAAGGGAAGUAAGUCCCUGUGUACUUCAAAGUUAUGCUUAUGGGUGAUACAAAAACUUGAGGGCAAAGAUUUACCAAUGCAGAUCAAUAUGGUCUGGAUUCACAUUCGUGGCCUACUUGGUAGAAUCCUUGAUGGUGUGUCAGUUGAGGCAGAGGAUAUCGUCAUUCCUGAAGUCCUGACUAGGGGUACAAAGUUGCAUGUCAAGAGGCCCUCACGGACUUCAACUACACGUCUCCCACUCAGCCUUCCAAGCAUACCUGAGAAUGAAACAAUAGGGUCUCCGAACAAUUCCCGACCUUUGAGUAGAAAGAAAUCAAACUUAGCUAGUGUGGAAGAAAACAAAUCCCAGAAACCUGUACAUACGGGCACAGACUCUAUUGAGGUAAAGCAGGAAGCUGAAGCAGCAGUAACUAGCCCUACCGAAGAUUUCACAGAUAAAUCAGGAACUAUUUUUGCUCAUGUAAGACCUGAAACACGCGAUGAGAGUGAGGAUGUGGGGGAUGCUCUACCAACUGGACAACAAGAGGGCCAUGAUUUGGAAGGCCCAGGUAGUGGAGGUUCGUCGGGGGACUAUACGCCCUCUUUUGUUCAGCCAAGGGGGAGAGGAAACAAAAGCUUACCCAUGGAUGGUUUUAAAGACCCACAGUACUUCAUCAGCGUGAAGGAGAAGCCAACAGGAAUAAAGGGAAUAGAUGAGGUAGUUUAUGCAGACAAGGCCCAGCUGGUAAGAGUGGUCGGGAUAUGGGAGGAGUUCAAAUCUCGCUUUCUCAUCGAGGCCAAACUUCAAAAACAUGUCAGGGAGGAAGGCGUUAUUCUUAAAGAGUAUAAGAGCAAGCUGAAGAUUAUGGGUCUGCGUUACAACAAUGAGUUCCAGUGGAUUAAGAUUUCACAUCUUGGAAAUGGCAUGACUGGGAAAUGUCACCUUGCCAAAGACUUUGAAACAGACUUCAUGUUCUGUGUGAAGGAGAUGCACAUCUCCCACUAUGAGAAAGAAGAGAUAACCUUGUGGAGUGAACUAGAUCACCCAUUCAUCGUGCAGAUAUACGGAGCCAUUCGUCAUGGCGAGAAAAUAUACAUCCUACAGGAGUUUAUUGCUGGUGGCUGUCUUACUGAAGCUAUCAAUGCCCAGAGGAAACUGGGUCAACGUCUAGGACAGAGAACGGCUCUACGAUACUUCAAACAGCUGCUCGAGAUACUGGUGUACCUUCAAAACAAGAACAUAAUGCACGAGGAUAUUAAAGCUGACAACAUUCUGCUGAACACCAUGAACGGGUCCGUUUCCAUCAAGAUGACAGACUUUGGGCUAUCAAGGCGUAUUCAGGGGACACCGAGGAAAUACAACAAACUUGUAGGUACCCAAACUCAAUGGAGCCCGGAGAAAGCCAAGGCGAUAGAGUACAGCUUUCCUGCAGAAGUGUGGGCUGCUGUGUGUGUGCUGGUUCAUGUACUGAGUGGGGUUCCACCAUGGAUCAAAAGAUACCAGAAUUUGAUGGCUCUUAUUGUUGUGAUUGUAGAGAAAUCACCCCCUGUUGAGGACAUUCCUGCGAACAUCGACGGUGAGAUCCGAGACCUGAUUCUCCAGGGCUUUACGCUUCCCCAAAGGGCUCGACCCUCUGCUAGCGACCUCCUGAGACAUCCAGCAUUCGUGCUGCUAGAAAAUGGAAGCCCCGAUCAGGCGUAUUCACUUCUCCCCUCAAUGGGAAAUGGACACACUUCACAUAUUCAAAGUGAGAUAGACAUGAGACUUCAUGAAAUUGUGGCAGAAAUCGACAAAGGCAAGAGUCAGAAAGAAGCAGCUAGCAAGAGUCAAAAAGAAGGUGCUAGCAAGAGUCCGGAAGAAGCUUCUAGCAAGAGUCAGAAAGAAGCUGCUUAUUUGGAGUCUGAUUCUACAAAGGAACAUAAAGAGAGUGCGGCUCAUAAUGAGGUUCAGCCUAAUCUUCAAGGUGGUGAAGAUCGGGAGGUGUUACAACCAUCAUUAGCAGUUGAUCCCUAUGAACAUUUGAUGAAAUUUUUCGGAGACGAUAUUCAGAGUCAUCCAAAUGGAAAGACAGUUCCUCCUUCUGAUAGUGCACCUGUUGUUUCUCUCUAUAUGGGACAAACAGAGAAUGGUCGACUAAAAUCGAGUGGCUCAGAUACCAGCUUGCCGAAAACUUCUGAUGAGCUGAUUAAUGCGCUUUUGCCUAAAUUUGAAGAAAUUGGUCUACCCGACUUUGAUAUUCUCAUUAGUGAGAGCCUACCCCUGAACUCUGAGAGAAAUAUAGAUACCUUUAGGAUUGAUUCAGCCCAUAGUUCUGACUAUGAAAAUAUGGAGGAGGUUGAAAAGCUUGAUUCCCAAGAAGCAAUGCUGAAUAUCAUUAAGAAAUACAUUCCUGAGGUAGUGAACCAGAGCGAAAGCAUGACAGAAAGCACUUCAAGGACUGACAUCUCUGAUAUAUUGUCCAACACUUCCUUCACUGAUUCUACAGGUGAUGGUAAAUCAGAAAUUGUGCCUAAAACACACAUAUCAGUAGAGAGUAGUCCUCCAAAAACUGCCAGUGAUUUAACAACUAAGCCAUACAGCCCCAUUGAGGGAAAUACUUUUCCAGACCCUGUAAAAAUUCUGCCUGACAACAACUCAAUUUCUGAUGAUGACUUCCUGUUUAUGUCAGGAUCUCCUCCCAAAACAUCUCAUUCAAAUUGGAUGAAACACACACCACCGACUCAUUUCCCCAUAGGCUUUGAUCAGAAUUUGAAGAGGCCAGAAUCUGUGCCAACAACAGUUCUUGUUCCUAAAAUAGGGAGCCCAAUAAUGCCAACAAUGGUUCAGCCUAACGAGCAAGUAAUGAGUAAAGAUCGGAACAUUCAGUCGACCUCCACUCCAGGAACCACCAAGCAUAGCCGUAAUUUUAUGAACCAAGAGCAGUUGCCUACAAACCCAAGACCAGAGUUAAACCCACUUCUUGUGUCUCCAAUUCCAAAAAGUUCACUUGUAAGACCAUUACAGUAUUACCAGACAAGUGAGGGUCGAAGAAUUCUGAUUAUUCCAAGUCCAGUGUCCAAUCAAACAUUUGAAGAUUUUCAUCAAGAACAGAGGAGUGGUUUCUUUCAGAUGAAAAAGGAGUCAAAGGAAGCAUAUUCUCAAAAAGAACUGAAUGAUCAUGAUGAGAAAAUAAGACAAGUGUUUCUAGCCAAUGCUGAGCUCAUAGAGAAGUAUUCAGGUAGUUUUACCAAGAAUUUCACGCCUCGACAGUCACCUGACAUCAGAAGCAACUUAGUGGGUAACGGUUUUGGACUAGCAAGCCCUGGGGUUCUAUACAAUACACAAAAUCCAUACCAUCCUGAACAGGCUCAAUAUACGCCACUGAAUACAAAUCAGAGAUUUUUUCCGAGAAAUCCACCUUACCAAGAGGGUGUUCGACGGGAAUUAUUCAUGACCAAUCCAGGACAGGUACCAGAGCCAUAUGUGAUGACCACUGGGCAUAGCCUGAUGCCGGUCAUCAAUCAAACAACUGGUUACCCCCAUAAUUAUCUACAUGAAAGGCAACCGUUAUCAUUCCAGGGAACAAACCCUUCAGGGAAUUACAACCAGACCCAAUAUCCAGGUUCUCUGUACCAAAAGGACAUAACUGGACCCAAGCAAUCAGCAUUCUUCCAAACUCAACCUUCACAGCCUAUUGUGCCAUCAAUGAGAGUCCACCAAUCAAGCUAUCUAUUUUUACAAAACCAGAUCCAGCCACCAAGAUAUCCACAAUUUCCCAACCAGACUGUCCUGUUUCCUUCCCAAGCCCCUGUCGCUCCAGUUUCCCCCAACUCAAGGCCUCGAGACCACCAUGAUAUUGAGAGAACUUUGCGAAAAAGUUUCUCGGCACGGACCCAGACAGCAUUUGGACCAAACCAGGCAACCUUCAGACCAGCAAAUAACUUCAAUUUCAGUCCCUCAAUGAAUCCAAGACCUCCUCAACCAGCACAUGGAGUCAUCAAAAACCCAAACCUGCAGGUGGACAUCCGCAAGGCAUCAGAGGCCCACAAAUACUCACCCAUAUCCCAGUCCCAAACUGCGCCCGUCCUUUCACCGCCCAAAACACCACAGACCCGAAACCUUCUACGUCAUGCAUCCCACAUUAUGCCUCUACCUUACACGCAGUCGGAUGGGGCAAGUUCCCCCGCCAGUGGGAUGGGCCUCUCAACCGGAUCAAAGUCCCAGUUUGAUCAACAGGAGGAAAUCUUCAGGCAGCUGGGUAAGACUGCAGUGGAUGAACUCUCUCAGCACAGUGACCCUGUGGAGAAGUUUGAACGCGGCCUCUACGACUUUGAUGAUGAUGAGAAGGGGCCUUAUGCUGAAUUCCACAUGAGUUCUGACACCGAUCCAGAGAGUAUUGCUCAUUACCUUGAUAAAGAAGAAGAUGGAGUUUUGUUGGUGUUUCGGCGUGGGAGUGUGGAAGAGAAGUUUCGAAUGUCAGACUCAUAUGCUCAUAACCCCUGGAACAAGGUCAUCGAAGAUAUUCUCACUUGGAUACCGAAGAAAUUCGGCAUUGGGAAGUACUGUCUACAGUCAGCUGAGGGUGAGCUACUGGACGUUGACACACAUCUUGACUCCGGCCCAAGAGUGCUGUUUGUGGUCGAGGGAACGGACAAUGAUCCCUGGUGGGCAGACAGUGAUGGCUUCUACUUCAAUCCGAAGUUCGGGGCUCGGAAGUGACUUUUGUGAACAUUUUUUGGUGAAUUUCCUGCUCUCAUUUGCCUUUGGUUUUGCAAUGAUAUGUGCAUGUGAGUACAUUGGUAAAUUUAGUCUUUAAAUGAAAUAAUUAGCUGUUUUUUUAGGCACAUGGGGGCUUUUUGUUAUGUUAUUGUUAAUUUUAGAAAUGAUUAUAUCUUAUAAACAUUGUGAUAAUUUGUCAUCUUAAACAUUUUUUAAUUUCACAUACAUAAUCACAUCAUAUAAACAUUAUUGUUUUAGCUAUGCAGUUUUUAAAGGGGGUUGCCACCAGAAUGUUUUUGGUAGCAAGCCUUUGUUCUUAUUUGAGCAACAUAUAUAUAUAUAAUAUAUAUAAAAACAUUAAAAUGGUAAAAUUACUUUUAAACACUAUUUCAUUAUUUCUAUCAAAAUCAUAUUUUUUCAAGAUCUUCAUUGCACACGCAGUUCAAUGUACGUUGUUAUCUUAGCACCAGCAUGUUUUUUUUGGGGGCCAACCUGUUUUUUUUUUUAGCCCCCCCUGCCCUUUUCCCUUUUUAAUAUUUUUUACCUUAACAUGUUUGAAUAAAGGUUUUCGACUGUAGAUUUAAGUAAUUAUUUUUGCAAUACAGUGAUAUACAUGUACAUUAGAGGAUGAUUUUGACAUUAGAUUAACUUCCUUUCAUUUUUGAAAAUGAGAUAUUGGAGAUUCCAAUUAAAUGCCCAAAAAUUCACUGCUGUAUCUACAUGUAUUUCAGUAUUCAACUUAUGUUUACACCUGACAUAAAAUUUUGCAUAUUGUGUUUGUAACAAUUCACCUUCAUUCCUAUAAAAGAAUCAUGUUAUAUUUUUAAAUUUUCUUUAAGAAUUGCUUACUGAAUAUUAAGUGUAAUAUGCACGAGACAAUUUUGUUAAAUUUAAAUGUGGAUAUAUAAGGAUCAGCUGAUAUUUUUUUGCACUCUUUUUCUAACAAUUACUGGUAAAAGUAUUGUUAUACUUAAAAAGUGAUAUUUGUAUUGUGAGAACCAUAGAUCACUUCAUUGUUGUUGAUAAAGGAAUGAUAAAUAAUGCUUCACUUUCUAAAUGUAUUGGCAGGUUAUACUUGUUUUCUUUAAGUUAAAAAAGAAAAGCUUGAAUUAAUUUGACUAACAUAGUAUAGCAGUAACUUUUGUACUUUUGUAACCAUUAAUUGUGCCAUGAACACAUAUGUUUUGAUAUGAAUCAUGCUUUUUUUCUAUUAUAUUUUAUUGUUUUGUGAAUGAAAAUAUUUUUUGGAGAUCAGCAGUCCCAUUCCACUGUGUUGAAUUGAGGGAAAAUAGAGGAGGUCAUUUGAUAUACAGAAUAUCUAUUUGAAAUCAUUUUUACUUGGUUGUCAACAAAGAGUGAAUAGGCAACCAUAACUUCAGCGCUAUUCCAUUUUAAUAUAUAACCCCAGGGGGGAUUUUAAGACUGUUAUGAUUUUAUACCACCCCAGACAGAAGCAAUAUUACCCUCUUGGGGUCCAAAUUAGUUAAAAAAAGACACCCACCCAUAUACUAAAAAAAAUUGCCUUCCCACAGUAGGUUAUGUUGUACUGGAAUAGCCAUCAGUUUAACGAGACUGUUAAUUAAACAUAGGUCUCGGUAGAUCCAUGAUGAAAUCCAAAGUUUGGAGUAUCUAUUAGUUGUGUGUUUUUUAAAGUACAAAAAUAAGUUUGUGUAUAAGACAUUAUUGCAAUAUCAUUUAUGGUAUUCUUGUGAUUGUUAGGAUGAAUUUUAUAGUUUAUUUUCUCAUGACUAUUUUUUUAAAGAAGAUUGUCUUGUAUGUUAUUAAGUCAAAGAUUAAUGUUGUUUGUGGAAGUCUAGUUGUAUAUUCAAGACUUUAUACUCAAGUGCCUUUUGGUGACAAAAACGUAACAUUUGUUAUAUUUAUUAGAUUUUUGGUGACUUAGCUUGCAUUUAAACAGUAUGUGUACUAGUUGACUUGUUAAGAGUCUUAAAAUUUAGAAAUGGCCAUGUUUUUACUAACUGUGAUCUGUAUUUUACACAAAGAAGAAAUCUUAAUUAUCUUGACCAUUAAAAUGUGUCCCACAAUGGUGGCUGUAAGUCCCAUGACCUUCAAAAUGUGUCCCACAAUGGCUGCCACCAUUCCUUCUUCAGAGUGAACAAUGACAUCAUGAUGGCUGCUAACAACUUAAAAAGUCGUAUUACUAUUAAAUGUUUUAUUGCUUGUUACAGUUCAUAUUUAUUCAGGGGUUCUAAUGUUCGGGAUUAAUCUGGAAGUCAGUGUUUAGAGCUUUUAGUCUUUGUACAGUUUUUAAAGAUCCAUAUAUUUGCAUGGAUAUUUGCAACACAAACAGUAGGAAGUAUCCUCAAAUGAUUAUAAAUCACUUUGGAAACAUUUUCAAAAGCCGUCGAAGCCCCUUUACCCAGCUUUGGGCAUGAAUCCCUCAUACUCAAACAGACCCCUAGGUAUCUUUCAUGAUUGACAAUUGUAAGGACCCCUGAUUAUAAUUGACCUAUUAUUGAACUGUUAUUAAACUGUUAUUGAACAUACAUUGUUUAUGAAGGUAUUACGUCACAACAUUCCAAAUAAUCCUGAAGUGCUACUAACAUGACAGUGCGAGUCCCCUUAAUGCAAGAACUCAGUAAUUGCAUAUUGAAAUAGAAGCAGUUAUUGAGUUGUGCCUUGUGGUGACCUUGUACAUAACGUCUGUUUUUUGUUUGUGUUAGUUUAUGUUCGUUUGUUCGUAUGAGUUUCUGACACUUUUUGUCACAUGAAAUCUUCCGGUUAAUUAUAUUGUCUUUUUCUAUGCACUAAAAGAGACCAGUGAUUUUUAUGUUUGUUAUUUAUCAUGUAUCUUUAUCAUGACUGAAUGCCUUUAAUUUUGUAUGCACAUUUGUUAUUAUUUUUUUUUAUUCCUAUGUUUUUUAUUUUUUCUGUCAUUGCAUAAUAAGCUUUUGAAAACAGGUUUUUUAAUUGAUGCCAGUGAAAGUGGUCUAGUGGUUUACAGGUGCCAUAUGACUGGUACACAACUAGGGGAACAUUAUCCUAGCUUCUGAAACAGCGCAGAAACUGACUUAUAUCUUCUAACAACUGUCUUUAUAAUCCAGCAUUCAUUGAAAUAGAAGUAAUAAAAUAUUAGUGCCUCCUUGUUCACAUGGAUGAUUUUAGAAGAUUUGAAAAAAGAAGAGAUAAAUUACCAGUAAUAUACUUGCGCUCAAUGGGUUUUGAUCCUAAUCAACACUCACAUUAAGUGGAUAAUGGUUGCUAUUCCACCUGUCUUGUCUUUGCGGAGACAGGAGUAUUUAUAAAGAGUAAAGUAAAAUAAGAUCUCUCUUUUUGUUACUGAAAUAAAUGGAAAACCAAACUCCCAUUCAGACCACUCUUCUGCAGAGACAACUGACUAUACAGGAUUAUAGAUGAGUACUUAUUUCUUACAUGUGAUUUCAUUCGAAGAAGUGUUGUCUCCCCUGGGUCAUGCAAUUUCAUAUAAAAGAGAUUUUGUAUAAAAAUCCAGACGAAAUUUUCGAUUGGAUUCACUACAGCUUCGAACUUCGAAGCUGUAGUGAAUCGACGAAGGUCUUUUUUUAAAAAACAAACUUUUCUUGAAUUAAAUUGGGUUAAGCAUAGUUUUAGCAAUUUCCAAUCAAAUCUGAAAGCAGAACUUCCUGGAACUGCUAGAUGCAAAACACACAACAAUUGGGAUUUUGUGAUCACUAAUAUUAUGCUAAUAGUCACCAAUCCAAGGAAAAUUAAAUUUGUUUUGGUAGUCAUGUUUUCAAAGUGAAAAAAAAAAGAAUUAUUAAGUACAGUUUUAUUAAUUAAAAUAUUGUGUAUAUUUGUUUGUUAAAGGGACUAGACACCAGAUGGUCCAAAAAUCCGCAAAUUCAGUAUUUCCUCAAAACAAGUCUAGAAUUAUCAAUACAAGCUAAAAUGAAGCUGAUUAAACAUUAUUUUACAUGAUUUAGGGAAAAUCUUGUCGCAGUCUCAGUUGAGUUUACAUGGUAGACAAACCUAGUAAAUUUUGAAUUGGAAAAAUUCCCCAAAAUUGGAAAGAUACAUGCUUAGUAGGCGAUGUGAUAUAUCAGUAAGAUUCUUAAUGUUUAAAACAGUGAUAUCAUUUUUUGGUAAGUUUUUGACACUUUUCUUUGUUGCAAUGCUAUCAUUUGGUGUCUAGUUCUUUUAAGCACUUUAGUUGUGUGUGUUUUUUGAUAAUAGUGCUACAUAAUAAUAAUAAUAAUAAUAAUAAUAAUAAUAAUAAUAAUAAUAAUAAUAAUAAUAAUAACAAUCAUAACAAUCAUAAUAAAAACAAUAAUGAUUGUAAUAAUAAUAUAAAAUAGAAUUAUUUUAUUUCUCAUUUGAUUUAUUUUUUGAAACAGUACUUCAACCAAUACAUUGAUAUAAGUUCACCGGAAGUCAAAACCACGGAUGCAUGCUUUUUCUGCAGUGAGUGUUAUACACAUUGUUUACCCCUGAAAAUUUGGGUUCGUAUACAUCAACAUCUGAGUUUGACUCAAAAACUUCAAAUUUUGUUCUAAUGUACAUUUUGUUAGAAGAGCAACAUUUGGUUGAACGUGUCACGUAUUUUGCAAAGACGAUGUUGACUGUAACAAUUAUUAACACCAUUUCGGUAAAAAUAUCCAAACUCAGACAUGGAUCGUUAAUGAAUAUAUGGAACCAGUUUUAUUCAGACGACAAAUGGAUCUUGAAUCUGCCUUGAAUUCUGCUAUUAUUAAGUUGAUAAGUUAUUUUAUUUUGAUAAACCUUAAGUUUACCUUAUAGAAUCACGAUUAAGUCCAUUUCCUGGAAAUAAUUCUAGUACUAUUAUUUAUUUUAUUUUUUUAAACCAGUAAUAAGAUUUAUGCAGUCACUCUCUUCUGACAUAAAAUGUUUUCUUUACAUGUAUAAUACUAAAAGUGUAUGAUUAUGGCAUAUUGUUAUGUUUGAAACUCAUAUUAGUUAUGUGUGAAACGCAAAACGUUUAUAUGCUUUGUUAAUUGUAAGUCUGAAUAAAGAGUGCAUGGAAUAAA